AUGUCGGCAAAUCGAAGCAAUGCGGAUCACUCCUUAGAGGGGACAGGUCAACAGGCAACGUCUACAGCCUCGACCACCAAUAAUGGAUCUAGCGAUCAAAACAACGCUGCUUCGACAAACAUUAACCACACCGCUGAGCAAGUCGCUCCUUCGACAAACAUCAACCAGACCGCUGAGCAGGCCCAUACAACUUUCUCACUGGACGGAGAAGAAUUCGAUCUCUCAGCGGCUGAAGAGGUCACUUUCGAUACAAAUAGCGAUUCUGGGACGAGAGGGCUCCCAGCAUCACGUGAAGAAGGCGCUCACAAUUAA
Molecule: messenger RNA, 312 nt
Organism: Exophiala oligosperma
Lineage: Eukaryota; Fungi; Ascomycota; Eurotiomycetes; Chaetothyriales; Herpotrichiellaceae
Exons: 2
Coding region: 1-312 (103 amino acids)
Source: RefSeq, a predicted model, not a curated record